This is a messenger RNA of Apis florea (little honeybee), 1594 nucleotides long. RefSeq names its product ventral veins lacking (gene vvl). Gene Ontology annotation, molecular function: DNA-binding transcription factor activity, RNA polymerase II-specific; RNA polymerase II cis-regulatory region sequence-specific DNA binding. NCBI's taxonomy places the organism in Eukaryota, Metazoa, Arthropoda, Insecta, Hymenoptera, Apidae. Gene Ontology annotation, biological process: brain development; regulation of transcription by RNA polymerase II. The record is from RefSeq and is a predicted model, not a curated record. Gene Ontology annotation, cellular component: nucleus.
GAAGGAGGAGGAGGAGGAGGAGGAGGAGAGAAGAAAAAGGAAGGAGAGAAAGCGCGAAAGUGGAAAAAGGGAAGAGAAGUGGUGGAAAGGAAGCGGGGAAAAGGGUGCCCUUAGAGGGCAGCCCGAAAGGGGAUCGCGGAGAUAGGAAGGAAAAUCGAGGUGUGGACGAGCGGAAGUAGAUGGCCGCUACCACGUACAUGCCGAUUAGUAGCGCAGUGUCGUCCGAGCUGGAUGGUGGUUCGGGUACCGCGAUCGGGAUGAAUAUCGCUGUGGGUGGCUACUCCUCGGGCUCGCCUCGCAGCGCCGCCGACGCCGGGGAGAUGAAGUACAUGCCGGCGCCCCAACAUCAUCACCAUCAUCAUCAUCAUCACCAGGUGACGUCGUCCCCGUCGCCCAACGGCCUCUCGCAUCCGUCGCCCGCGAGCCUCUCGUCGGCGAAUCCCUGGGUGAGCCUGCAGCCGAGCAGCGACCACUGGGCGGCCUCGAUGGGCAUGCACCACACCAGCCACCAUCCGCAUCAUCAUCCUCACCAGGCGAACGUUGCCGGCCUCGACGUGAAACCGUCGAUCGCGGCCGCGGCAGCGACCGCCGCGGCGGCGGCCGCCGCCGCCAACGACCAGUCGAUGCAUCACCGCGGAGGGCCACACCAAUCGCCCGGGAUGGCGUCUCCUCACUCGAGUUGGCACGCGCCCGUCGUACCCUCGGCCCAUUACAACCCGAGCGGUGGCGCGGCCUCGCCCACCACCCUCCAACAAUACCACGCCGCUAUGAACGGGAUGCUGCACCCGCACCAUCCCCAACACCAUCCCCAACUUCACAACCACCAGACGGGACUGCACCCGAACCUGAGGGAUCCGGGCUCGCCGGUCGGCCACUCGCUUCACCCGGGCCACGCGCACGACAGGGAUCAGAGCGCCGGGGAGGAGGACACCCCGACCUCGGACGACCUCGAGGCGUUCGCGAGACAGUUCAAGCAACGCCGGAUCAAGCUCGGUUUCACCCAGGCGGACGUGGGCCUGGCCCUCGGCACCCUUUACGGGAACGUGUUCUCCCAGACGACGAUAUGCAGGUUCGAGGCGUUGCAACUGAGCUUCAAGAACAUGUGCAAGUUGAAGCCGUUGCUGCAAAAGUGGCUCGAGGAGGCGGACUCGACCACCGGCUCGCCGACGUCGAUAGACAAGAUCGCUGCCCAGGGUAGGAAACGGAAGAAGCGGACCUCGAUCGAGGUGUCGGUGAAGGGAGCCCUCGAGCAGCAUUUCCACAAACAGCCGAAACCCUCCGCCCAGGAGAUCACCACGCUCGCGGACAGCCUCCAGUUGGAGAAGGAGGUGGUCAGAGUGUGGUUCUGCAACCGACGGCAAAAGGAGAAGAGGAUGACCCCGCCGAACACGCUAGGCGACGGGAUCAUAGAGGGCGUGCCGCCCGGCCACCAAAGCCAGCCGGGCCUCCACCAGGGCUACCAUCCCCAGGACCACCUUCACGGAUCGCCCAUGGGCCACAGCCACAGCCCCCCCAUGCUCAGUCCCCAGGGUCUCACCGCGCACUCGUUGGCGGCUCACUAGCGUUCGCCCGGGCCUCCCCCGUUGGGCCUUUC